AGGGGAGGUGUGUAAGGGGCGGGGCAAGGGAAGUCAUUUGCGUGUGUGUGUGUGUGUGAUGGAGUGUGUGUGUGUCAGCGGAGGGGGUCGUGCUGGGAGGAGGCGGCGGUAGUAGAAGGUGUGAGCGGGAUCAUGUGCGCUGCGCGCGGCAGCUCCUCUCCGCAGAGCCGCUGUCCGUGGAGCCGAACGGGGGGAAGAAAAAGUCUGGAUCAGAACAAAGUGAUGUGAUGUGAACGAGCUGGAGGAGUAGCAGAAAAAAAAGAACAGGAGUAAACAUGAAGUCCAUCAUCAAUGCCUUAAAAAAGGAAGUGCCUUUCCGCGAGGCUCCAGCCUACUCCAAACGCCGCCGGGGUCCGUCUUCUGGUAACGGCAGCGGAAACGACCAGUCGCCCUCCUCGUUAUCAGCGCCGCGGGUCCUCCUGCGCUCCAACAGUGACAACAACCUAACGGUCAGUCAGUACCAGCAGCAGCACGGUUCUCCUGGCAACUGGGCCCCCCAUCAGCAGCAGCAGCACCAACACACCCAGCCCCACCUGCCCAGGGCCCCCCAGCAGGGUCACUCGCAGCCUGGCUCCUCAGCAUUACAUCGCAGCCUGUCACCCCAGCUGCUCCAGCAGAUGCCCAGCGGCAGCCCCAAUGGCAACGUGGUGGUCCGGACCAUGGGGAGGGGGGCAAGGAGCCGGUCACCCUCCCUCAGCCGGCUGGGGGAGGAGGCCAGACGAGGUAUACCAUCACAGCGACAGCCCAGUCCCAGCAGUCACGGCGAGGCGGUGGGCACCAGAAGGAAGCUGUACAGCGCUGUCCCUGGGAGACAUUUUGUGGUGGUUCGUCCUUACACCGCCCAGGCUGAGGGGGAGAUCAACCUCUACAAGGGGGACCGGGUCAAAGUUCUGAGCAUUGGUGAGGGGGGUUUCUGGGAGGGCAGCGCCCGCGGCCAGGUGGGCUGGUUUCCAGCCGACUGCGUGGAGGAGAUCCCAGCCAAGGCCACGGACGAGAGGAGCUAUUCUCGAGCGGACCGCGCUGACAGACGGAAGCUCUUCAGACAUUACACUGUGGGCUCCUACGACAGCUUCGAUGCCUCCAGUGACUGCGUGGUGGACGAGAAGACGGUGGUGCUCCAGAAGAAGGAGAACGAGGGCUUCGGCUUCGUGCUGCGAGGAGCCAAAGCGGACACGCCCAUCGAGGAGUUUACUCCCACGCCCGCCUUCCCCGCCCUGCAGUACCUGGAGUCGGUGGACGAGGGAGGAGUGGCAUGGCAGGCGGGACUCAGGACGGGGGACUUCCUCAUCGAGGUGAACCAGGAGAACGUGGUGAAGGUGGGCCACAGACAGGUGGUCAACAUGAUCCGCCAGGGAGGAAACCGGCUCCUGAUCAAGGUGGUGACGGUGAGCCGGAAUCUGGACCCCGAGGACACGGCACGCAAAAAAGCUCCUCCACCCCCAAAGCGAGCCCCCACCACAGCCCUGUCCAUGCGCUCCAAGUCCAUGACCUCCGAGCUGGAGGAACUCGUGGAUAAAGCAACUCUAAGGAAAAAGAAAGGUGAUGCGCAGAAGAAGAGGAUUGUUUUCCAAGUCACUCUAAACAAAGUGGAAGAGAUGACGCACGCGCAGAAGACGUCGCCCGUCGAUAUGAAGAUCGCCACAAUCAAACCACGCCCAUCCAGCCGCUGUUUGGUGACAGCAGCUGACAUGAAUUCCAUGUAUCAUGACCGCCAGGGAGUAGCAGUGGUGCCGCCCACUGUGCCAGGGGCCUUCUUGGGGAUACCUGAGAAGGGCACUAUGAAAAAGCAGAAGUCCAUAGGUACAUCGGAGGAUGAGAAACAGGGAUUCCUCACACCGCCCCUACUCAAGUUCUCCCGCAGCCUCUCAAUGCCCGACACCUCAGAGGACAUCCCUCCUCCCCCAGCCAUUUCACCCCCAUCGCCACCCGCCUACAACUCAGCUGCUGGCCCUACACCCAAGAGCUAUGGCACCACACGGCCCAGUUUCACCCAGAACUCACCCAAUGCAGUGACAACCAUAAGCCGAACCACCGACGUUGGUACGUUAAGGCGUGGAUAUUUCCGCCAGAGCUCAGAGCAGUUUGAGAGCACACGCACUCGAGGGCGUACGCCCGUGCCAGAGAACCCUUACUCCGAGGUGGGCAAUAAGACACUGUAUGUGCCAGCAAAACCAGCUCGAAGGAAGGGCAUGCUGGUAAAGCAGCCCAAUGUUGAGGACAGUCCUGAAAAAACAUGUCACAUGCCAGCAAGCCCCUCGGGCCCGGUUUCCAUGCCCACUACACCUGUAGAACGAACGUGCUCCUCCAUCCCCAUACCCACGAUCAUCGUUAAGGAGCCCUCCACCAGCAGCAGUGGCAAGAGCAGCCAGGGUAGCAGUAUGGAGAUUGAGCCCACCACCCCUGAACACCCACCUCUCACGCCCAAUGUUGGUGGAAGCGGAGGUUUGCGUCCUGAAGACCCUCUUUCUCUAAACAACCCCUUUGCGGCAGCUAUUGCCGGGGCAGUACGGGACCGGGAGAAGAGGCUAGAGGCAAAAAAGCACUCAAUUGCCUUCCAGUCAAUCGACAUGGGGGAUGAUGACUUCACUAGUCCCACACCAACCCCUCGCCUUCGCCAGUCAAAGUCCAUCGAUGAAGGCAUGUUCAGUAGCGAUGAGCGGCUUCGAAGGAUAUUGGCUCCCCCUCCAGCGUCACAGCUUGGUCCCCCUGUUGGGGGCGGUAGUGGCAACAUGACAGAUUUCAACACUCCUGAGCCCACAGUGGUGCGGGAGCCUCUAAACACCAGAACAGGUCAAUGUCCCAACCUGGACAGUCCCGUUAGUCUCCCAUCCACUCCUCCGAAGAGCCACUACAGGGCCAACGGGACCUACCUCCAUCCUGUCACUGGCAAGCCCUUGGACCCUAAUUCACCACUAGCUCUGGCCCUGGCAGCUCGUGACCGGGCCAUGAAGGAGCAACAAAACCAUCCUCAGAAUCAGCCACAAAAUCCUCCUCAGGUUCAGCAAACCCCCAAGCAUGAAGCCCAGUCCCUUCCAAUUCAGCCAAGCCACAAACCAGACCUCAACCAACCGCUGUUUAUCGACACCAAACUACGCUCUGGGAUCGAGACAAGUUUUGCUGCGAUCUCCACCGCAACCAUGGGACGGCCCGGUCGAGGCGGCCUGCGGAGACAGAUGACAGAGCAGAAGUAUGAGUCCGAUGGGGCACGGGAAGAACGGCAGCAUCAGGCAGUUGAGGAAAGGAAAAGUGCACCAGCGGAUGUGGCAGACACAUCACAACCCAAGUCAGCUGGGCUGUUGAUGGUCCACACCACCACAGACGCAAGCAACAAGGUGAACAACCAAGACGUGGAGGGGCAGGACAGCAACAGGCCAUCUGAGCUGAAGGACCCCAACCAACCCGAUCCUCUCAAAGCUCCAACACUGUCCGUCAAUCCCCAGCCAUCCUCGUCACGGAGGAGGAGCGUUCCCUUAGGGGGGGAGUCCUUGGAUGAACCAGUGAAGCUGCCCUUUCGUAUCCCCCCUCCUCCUUUGGCUUCAGUUGACAUUGAUGAGGAUUUUGACUUCUCAGAGCCGCUCCCCCCACCGCUGGAGUUUGCCAACAGUAUCGACAUUCCUGAUGACCAGGCUAGUGCCAUUGCAGAGAUGCUUCAUCAACAGAGACGGAACGGGGGACCUCCUCUACCAUCAUACCACGCUCACGCUCCCCCGUCUGUCAGUGAUCAUCACAAACGGGUGGCAAACAGCAUGCCCCCCUCAUAUCCACCUCCUCCACCUGACCCAGAGUCAGGGGUAGGCGACUCGGGCAUCGAAGAGGUUGACAGCCGCAGUAGCGGAGAUCCUCAGCACAUGGAGACCACCAGCACCGUUUCGAGCAUCUCCACCCUGUCAUCAGAGGGAGGCUUCUGCGACAGUACUCUGGAGAGCCUCUAUGCCACCGCAGACGGGCAUGCCUUCCUGGUGGAUCGGCCCCCUGUGCCGCCCAAACCUAAGGGCAAGUCUGUCAUCAACAGAACAUCGCUUUAUCAUGACGCUCUCAUUGAAGAGCCCCCGGAGUCAUAUGGGUCACCACCUCAGGCCCCUCCCCCUCCCCCUUCAUCCUCCGAACCACCUAGGACUCCAACUCAAAGGACAUCCAAGCUGUGGGGCGAUCAGCCCCCUGAGCUGCGCAGCCCUCCAUCCACACCGGAUUCCAAGAACACCGUUAUCACCGAGCUGAGCUCCAUUCUGCAGCAAAUGAAUCGCGACAGGCCAGCCAAGCCAGGAGAAAGCCUCGACUCCCCCACGGGGACCAGGGGGGCCUUCGGGACGAGGCCUCCCACAGAAGACUCAGGAAUGCGUAACAACGCCGCCGCAGCCUCCGCCCUCACCUCCACCCCUCCCAGCAGCCUCCCGUCCCAGACGCAUCCCUGCAGCCCGCCAGACUCCGCCUCCUCCCUCACCCCCUGCUCCUCACUGCCGCCCUCCGUGUCGCCCACCCUCACCGACGUCUUCGGCCUGCCCACCCCGCCCAUGGGCAGCGGCGGCGGGUACAGCCUGAGCUCCUCGUGCGGCGGCAGCGGGAGCUCUCGCUCCCCUUCGCCGCUCACGCUGAUGCAGGCGGUGGCGGCCUCGGGCAAACCCUUCGCAUCCAAACCCAUGGAGCUGUGGAGCAAGCACGACGUGGCGGACUGGCUGGAGAGCCUGAACCUGGGGGAGCACAGGGACGCUUUCCUGGACAAUGAGAUCGAGGGCGCCCACCUGCCCUCGCUGCAGAAAGAGGACCUGAUAGACCUCGGCGUGACCAGGGUGGGCCACCGCAUGAACAUCGAGAGGGCCCUCAAGCUGCUGCAGGACAGAUAAGCCCCGAGGAGACGGGGGGGUGACGUGCGGAGUCAUGAGCCGAGGAGGAGAGGGAGGUGUUACCGAUCACUUUCACCAAUCUCUUCAUCAGACAUAAUCUCAAGUCGUGGAUCUGGGUAGAAGUUUUGUCCGAGCUGAUGCUGCCUCUUGCCGUUUGUUCUUGUCCUCUCUCAUCCUCCGUCGCCCUCAUCUCAGCGCUCCGGUCUUGUCCGCCCUCUUCCUCCUUCCCGGCCGCCCCCGAGCAUCAGGGGAUCAUGGGAUGUCGGGCGGAACUGCAGGUGGAGAGAGAGAAGAGAAUAGCUGCUACGUCACAUCCAGGAGAGAGAAAGCAGAGGACGACGCCGAAGGACUGACCAGAAAACAACAAGAACUCUGGAACAGUUUGAACUCUUUGACAUAAAGACUCUGCAGCUGCUUUGGAAUACUCGAGACUUUUUCCAUGCACCCGGUGUGGGUGCAUGAAGAACCAGCUGAGCUGGUCGUUGCUCCUUUUCUAUCUUUGCUAGAGUUUGUUCAGAGAAUAAUAUUUCUUCACUAGAGUCCUACCGGAGUUAUAUUUCUGGGUGCAUCUAAGGUUGUAGAGAAAAAUUUGAGAUAGACUUCAUUUUUGUUUUUUUUUUGUGUUUUUUUGCUUUUCACCUGUUUGUGUCAAAAUAAGAAAAUCAGCUGACAUCGAACACGAAGACACACCUCAUGUCCACACACACACACACACACACACACUAUGCACAGUGCCCCACACACACACACCGUCUUCACACACACCCUAAAAGCACGUGCACACACACACACCUGACACUGCGAUGGCCUUCUUCUCCUGAGAGAGGAACCGAGGCGAGGACACGAGCGACGAGACGGACAGCUGCGACGCCGGAGCAGGAAUCUUCUCACCUUGGAAUGUCUGCAGAGGGCGUCCUUCCUUAGUGUGUGUGUGUGUGUGUGUGUGUGUGUGUGUGUGUGUGUGUUGAUGCUUGACCCAAAAUAUCAUUUAAGGCCAGUUUAGCUAUUUCAUGAAUCUGCUAUGUAGGCCGACGUCAGGUGAAGUAGAGCUGUUCUUUACUUUUGUACUUUCGAUCUCCUUCCACUUUCACCAUCGACACGCCGUCAGCACUCGGCCUCCACGCGGCCCCGCAGUCACACUGACGCUCAAACACUCUGACUGACGUGGUCAGAGUUUUAAAGAGAGUUUAAAGGAAAGUUUGAUUUUUUUUUUUUUUGCUGCAAAGAUUGAAACUGAUCUCGUGUUUGUAGCUGGAGCCGGGAGACGAACAUUAUCAGCACGGAGCGACAGACUCCAGAAUUGUGUCUCAGUCAGGAUACUUCAUUUCUUUGUAGUAUACCGUGGCGUAGUGUGCAGGGCCGUUUCUAGCUGUUUGGGGGCCCUGUGCAAGAUGCCUGACCCUAACCUUGUGCUUCACACAAUAAAACGCCCACCCUACCCUAUUAAUGAUAAAUGUUUCAGAAACCUUUACAGCUCCCCUAUUAUAGCAG
Larimichthys crocea (large yellow croaker) is the source of this 6332-nucleotide messenger RNA. RefSeq names its product SH3 and multiple ankyrin repeat domains protein 2. Gene Ontology annotation, cellular component: postsynaptic density; dendritic spine; postsynaptic membrane. The transcript is spliced from 16 exons. The record is from RefSeq and is a predicted model, not a curated record. Gene Ontology annotation, molecular function: ionotropic glutamate receptor binding; synaptic receptor adaptor activity. Bases 276 to 4841 code for a protein of 1521 amino acids. NCBI's taxonomy places the organism in Eukaryota, Metazoa, Chordata, Actinopteri, Sciaenidae.